This is a messenger RNA of Paralichthys olivaceus (Japanese flounder), 4112 nucleotides long. The record is from RefSeq and is a predicted model, not a curated record. Lineage: Eukaryota; Metazoa; Chordata; Actinopteri; Pleuronectiformes; Paralichthyidae.
GCAUGUCUACGCAGUUCACGCUAUUUACAGGGAGGGGGCACUGGCGUAGGCAAACUCUUAGCUCCGACUAGCAGCCGCUGCUAAAUCACCGCCUUCUCCAAGGAAACAAAACAAUAUCGACUCGGCUUGACGGCGUGCGACGAGCAGAGACCGUCUCUCUACACGACAACGCGCUUUCCCGUGGAAUGAGCAUUCCAUGCAGCAUCCUAGGUAUGAAUGACGUGGCCUGGCAGGAGACAAGAGGUGGGAUGCUGCAUGCAAAUGGUGCUCCUGAGACCGGAGGUGUGAGAGUUCACGUUGGAGGGCCCCUAACCUCAGUUGGAGGAGCUGGACAGGCUCCAGGAGGCACUCAUUUACAAGGCAUGGACAGGGUAGCCAACCCCACCCCAGGUACCCCGCAGCCUCUGCUGAGUGGACGAUCUCAGGAUGACGCCACAGUCGGAUACUUCUUUCAGAGGCAGCCUGGAGAGCAGCUUGGCGGUUGCACUCCCAGUAAACAUCGUUGGCCUACCGGAGAUGCCAAUCAUAUUGACCAGAACCGUCCUUUGGAUGAAAUGAACUAUGACUUUCAAGCCCUUGCUUUGGAGUCAAGGGGCAUGGGAGAGCUCUUGCCUGCAAAAAAGCUUUGGGAUUCUGAUGAGAUGGCGAAAGAUGGAAGGAAAGGGAUGCUCCUUGGAGAGGAGUGGAGGGACACUGCCUGGGGAACAUCUCAUCAUUCAGUGUCUCAGCCAAUCAUGGUGCAGCGGCGACCAGGCCAGAGUUUCCAUGGCAAUGGUGAUGCCAAUUCUGUGCUUUCACCUCGCUCAGAAGGUGGAGGCCUGGGUGUGAGCAUGGUGGAGUACGUCCUGAGCUCCUCUCCUGGUGACAAGAUGGAUGGUCGCUACCGGAACGGAGGCUAUGGUGGAGGAGACGCUGACCCAGAUGGGAGAGAGAAGAGUGAUGCUCAAGAGAAAAUCUCCCCAUUUGAAGAGGAUAAGAGCCCAGAGAUGAAGGUGGGAGAGGAGAGUGAUCCGGCGAAAGCCAACGGAAGAAGUCUAUUAAACGGCAUGGACAGAGACUGCAAAGACUUCAAUCCAACACCUGGAAGCCGUCAAGCUUCCCCCACGGAGGCUGUGGAGAGGAUGGGCCCAAUUCAGACAGGUUUAGAGAUGAUGGUACAGCACCACCCCCACGCCCUCCAACAACAGAACCCUGUUCAAAACAAGGCUCCUGCUGAGGAUUUCCAGAACCAGGAGGCACAGAACAUGGGAGGUAUGGAGCAGCAAGCCAAUGUGGAGUCCCUUCAGUUUGACUACGCUGGGAACCAGAUUCAGGUGGACUCCUCGGGGACUCCAGUAGGAUUGUUUGACUACACCUCUCAGCAGCAGUUGUUCCAGAGAUCUAAUCAGCUGACUGUUCAACAACUCACUGCAGCUCAGCAACAACAAUAUGCCCUGGCUGCAGCCCAGCAGCAGCAUCUUGCUGGCCUUGCUCCCGCAUACCCUUACAUCAUCAAUGCUGGCCCCCCUGGAACCGAUCCCUACACUGCAGCUGGGCUGGCAGCCGCAGCCACACUUGCAGGGCCCACAGUGGUUCCACCACAGUACUACGGUGUUCCAUGGGGAGUGUACCCUGCUAAUCUUUUCCAGCAGCAGGCUGCAUCUAAUGCCAAUCAUUCAGCUAAUCAGCAAGCAUCCAAUCAGGGACCAGGGCCAGGCCAACAACAGGUAAUGCGCACAGGAAACAACCAGCGACCUCUUACGCCUGGGCAAGGCCAGCAAAGUCAGCAAGAGUCUCUAGCUGCAGCAGCUGCUGCAAACCCUGCACUGGCAUACACAGGAAUGUCUGGUUAUCAGGUGUUGGCUCCUGCAGCUUACUAUGACCAGACUGGAGCUCUGGUGAUGGGCCCCGGUGCCCGAACUGGUCUCGGUGGGCCAAUGCGUCUUGUCCAGACCCCUCUACUCAUCAACCCUGCUGCUGCUGCAGCUCAGGCUGCAGCUGCGGUGUCUGCAUCUGGGUCUGGCAACAACAUGUCUGGUCCUCCAGCUAACGGGCUGUACCGUUCCAUGCCUCAACCUCAACCCCAGCCACAGCAGCAGCAGCAGGCUCCCCCGCCCAGCAGCGGCCUGCCCUCCAGCUCAUUCUACGGCUCUGGAUCGGUCCCCAACACUUCUCAAAGCAGCUCUCUUUUCUCACACACCUCCGCUGCCCCACCACCAAGCUCUUCCCUGGGCUUCAGCAACACCGGCGGUUCUCUUGGCGUGGGCCUAGGCUCAGCUCUUGGAGCCUUCGGCUCAUCUGUAUCCAGCUCUACCAGUAGCAGUGUAACUCGCAGGGACUCUCUGUUGGCAAGCUCUGACCUGUACAAACGCGGUGGCAGUAAUUUAACUCCCAUUGGUCAGCCCUUUUACAACAGCCUGGGUUACUCCUCUUCACCCAGUCCUAUUGGCCUUACACCCGGUCACUCCCCACUCACUCCUCCACCUUCUUUGCCCUCCUCCCAUGGAUCCUCUUCCAGCCUUCACCUUGGUGGCCUGACUAAUGGCAGCGGGCGUUACAUCUCUGCAGCACCUGGAGCUGAGGCAAAGUACCGGAGUGCUGGUAGUACAUCCAGUCUGUUCAAUUCCAGCAGCCAGUUGUUCCCUCCGUCUCGGCCCCGUUACAGUCGCUCUGAUGUCAUGCCGUCCGGACGCAGCCGUCUACUGGAAGACUUCAGAAACAACCGCUUCCCAAACCUCCAGCUCCGUGACCUUCCAGGACACAUGGUGGAGUUCUCUCAAGACCAACAUGGAUCCAGGUUUAUCCAGCAGAAGCUAGAGAGGGCCACUCCUGCUGAGAGGCAGAUGGUGUUUGGAGAGAUUCUGCAAGCAGCAUACCAGCUGAUGACUGAUGUCUUUGGGAACUAUGUCAUUCAAAAGUUUUUUGAGUUUGGAAGUGCCGACCAGAAACUGGCUUUGGCAACACGUAUUCGUGGCCAUGUACUUCCACUGGCUUUGCAGAUGUAUGGUUGUAGAGUCAUCCAGAAAGCCCUGGAGUCUAUUUCCUCAGACCAGCAGGUAAUUAGCGACAUUGUCCGUGAGCUGGAUGGCCACGUGUUAAAGUGUGUGAAGGACCAGAACGGGAACCAUGUGGUACAGAAGUGCAUUGAGUGUGUCCAACCUCAGGCGCUUCAGUUUAUUAUUGACGCCUUCCAGGGCCAGGUGUUUGUGUUGUCCACACACCCUUACGGCUGCAGAGUGAUCCAAAGGAUUUUGGAACACUGCACUCAGGAGCAGACUCUCCCCAUCCUGGAAGAGCUGCAUCAGCACUCUGAACAGCUGGGCCAGAAAUAUCAAGGCGUAUCAUUGGAGAUGACACCCAAAACAUAUUAUACAGUGUCCCGCGAUGCACUGUUCAAGGAUCAGUAUGGUAACUACGUCAUUCAGCACGUGUUGGAGCAUGGCCGACCGGAAGAUAAGAGCAAGAUAGUGGCAGAGGUUCGAGGAAAGGUCCUUGUCCUGAGCCAACACAAAUUUGCAAGUAAUGUUGUUGAGAAGUGUGUGAUCCAUUCUUCGCGUGCCGAAAGAGCUCUGCUGAUCGAUGAAGUGUGCUGCCAGAAAGACGGGCCUCACAGCGCCCUGUACACAAUGAUGAAGGACCAGUAUGCCAACUAUGUUGUCCAAAGAAUGAUUGACAUGGCAGAACCCGCUCAGCGCAAAAUCAUCAUGCACAAGAUCCGGCCUCACAUCGCUACUUUGCGCAAGUACACCUACGGGAAGCACAUUCUGGCCAAGCUAGAAAAGUACUACAUGAAGAGUGGAUCUGAACUGGGUCCUAUCGGCGGCCCUGCGAAUGGCCUCAUGUAGUCACGUCCACAUCCUGGGCCCCCUGAGGAAGAGGAAGAAGAAGAAGAGGAGGAGGAGGAGCCCCAAACCCCCUGUUCUGUGAGAGAUGCUCCUUAGCCAUAGGGCCUUUGACACCCUCUGACAUCCCAUUUUUUUUGGGAAUUACCAAAAAACAUAAAAAGACAAGUCAACCUCACCUAAGAACGCUGUGACAACUGACCCCUGCCGCUCUGCCACCCCUGGUGCAGGUCCCCAGCGUGGCCCCAAGGGUAAACAAAGUAAGCAGGCCGUUUUCGUUUUUUUUUUUUU